Molecule: messenger RNA, 909 nt
Organism: Epithele typhae
Lineage: Eukaryota; Fungi; Basidiomycota; Agaricomycetes; Polyporales; Epitheliaceae
Product: ubiquitin-conjugating enzyme/RWD-like protein
Exons: 5
Coding region: 1-909 (302 amino acids)
Source: RefSeq, a predicted model, not a curated record
AUGGCUGUUCCUCCUGCUGUUCUCCGUCGCCUCAUGCGCGAACUCAAUGAACUCCGAACCAACCCCCCAGAUGGGAUACGCGUCGUGGUCAACGAGGACAACAUGUUGGACGUGACGGGAAUUGUUGAGGGCCCUGAUGGCACACCGUACGCAGGUGGCUACUUCAGGGUAAGGUUCAACUUCACCGAAGAAUUCCCUGCUGCACCGCCAAAAUGUUGGUUUGCUACCAAAAUAUUUCAUCCCAACGUGUCUUCUGCUGGCGAGAUCUGUGUCAAUACAUUGAAGAAGGACUGGAAGUCGUCGUACGGCAUCGGUCACAUCCUCGUGACCGUCAAGUGUCUUCUCAUCUACCCUAACCCGGAGUCGGCGUUGGACGAGGAGGCAGGCAAACUCUUGCUGGAGGACUACCAGAGCUAUUGCGACCGCGCGAAGCUCAUCACCAGCGUGCAUGCGACACCAAAGGUUCGGCCAGCUGAGUUCAACACGCCAUCGCGGUCAGCCCCUCCACCCGACCCUACCACAUCAACGUCAGCCUCCAUGUCCCCCGCACCAUCCACACCCACGCCACCACCCGCACCUCCCUCAAAGCCCCCAUCGAAGUCAACCUCCGCUCCAUCAUUGUCAGCACCCCUUCACCCUUCUGGCGAGAACACGUUCACGACCUCCCCUUCCGCGUCCUCGUUUUCCCCCGAGAAGUCCGUGUCCACCGCGAAGGAGCGCCACGUCUCCCCAUCCCCGCUCGCGACGGCGGACGCCAACGUCGCGCCGCGCGUGCCGGCUGCAGGCUCGGGCGCGAAGAGCGAGGCCGCCGCAGCCGGCGCGCCCACAGGUACGAAGGCGGUCAAGCGUGCGGCGGUCGCGAGUGGCGCGACGGGCGAGAAGCGGAAGAAGGCUCUCAAGCGACUGUGA